Messenger RNA from Cyprinodon variegatus (sheepshead minnow), 1464 nucleotides. RefSeq names its product arginine/serine-rich coiled-coil 2 (gene rsrc2). The transcript is spliced from 10 exons. Bases 129 to 1352 code for a protein of 407 amino acids. The record is from RefSeq and is a predicted model, not a curated record. Lineage: Eukaryota; Metazoa; Chordata; Actinopteri; Cyprinodontiformes; Cyprinodontidae.
UGGCAACACAGCUCAGAGCAGCUUCUAGCUGAGAAACACAUCGACCUGGCUCUAAGCAAAGACCUUUCCAGUAUGUGUGGAACCACAGCGAAAAUAGACUAUUACAUAUAACUUUGUGAUAAGAGGUUAUGUCGAAUAGUGACGACUCUGCUGAGUUGAACAGAGUGAAUUCUCCAGUUGAUCACAGAAGAAAGCACAGCAUGGAAUCUUCUAGAUCUCCCAGAUCAUCCAAACACCACCAUUCACGAUCUAGGUCACGCUCCAGAGACCGAAAACGUGACAGAAAAUAUAGACGAAGUCGCAGCAGGAGCAAAGAGGCACGGAAAAGAGAUUCAGAGAAGCCAUCAAAAUCUCACAGAAAGUCUGAUGACCAUCAAGAGCAGGAGAGACAUCCCGCAGAGAAUGGAGAGGAGCGAUCCAGGCGGAAGGAAAGGAAGUCUUCAAGGGGGCGGAGCUUCUCCAGGUCACACUCGAGAGAUAGACGGCAUCACAGCAGGAGCAGAGAACGGCGGCGGUCCCGAUCACGCAGUCGGGAAAGGAAGAAGAAGGCCAGGUCUCGUUCAGGUUCCAGAAGCAAACAUCGUCACCACAGCAGAAGUCGUAGCAAAAGCAGGGAGCGCAAGAAGAGGAUUGAGAAGGUGCACAGAAAAAGUCUUAGCAGGUCUGUUAGUCCGCUCGUCUUCCGUGGGAGAAACACAGCUAUGGAUGCACAAGAGGCUUUAGCCAGAAGACUAGAAAGAGCCAAGAAACUUCAAGAGCAAAAAGAGAAAGAGAUGUUAGAGAAACAGCAGCAGCAACAGCAGGAAAUGGCUGCAGCUGUGGCUGCCCCUAUUGCAGCUGCUGCUGCAGCCGCUGCCUCAAACCCUGCCCUAAACGUCGCCGCCCUGCUGGCAUCUGGAACACAGGUCACUCCCCAGAUUGCGAUGGCUGCACAGAUGGCAGCGCUUCAAGCCAAAACCCUGGCUGAGACUGGUAUUGCUGUCCCCAGUUAUUAUAACCCAUCUGCUGUCAACCCAAUGAAGUUUGCAGAGCAGGAGAAGAAAAGGAAAAUGCUUUGGCAGGGAAAGAAAGAUGGGGAAAAGUCACAAACAGCUGAGUUGUGGGAAAAGCUCAACUUUGGAAACAAGGAUCAAAAUGUCAAAUUUCGCAAGCUAAUGGGUAUUAAGGGUGAGGAUGAUGCAGAAGCUGCCAAAAAACUCAAUGAAGAAGGCUUGAAGACUCUUCAAAAGCAAGAAGAGAUGUUUAAGAACCUUGAUGUUCAGUACGAGAUGGCUCGAUCUCAGACACACACCCAGAGAGGAAUGGGCCUCGGCUUUUCCUCAUCUUUUUCUCGGGGGAUGGAUUCUGUGUAGUGCCCAUCCUCUGCACUUCAUACUCAUCUCAUCACAUAAUUCAUCGCUGGCCCUCAAGCUUGCAUGAAUGUUGCUCUGAAUCUGUAAAUUAUUUAUAGAAAGAAAAAAAAAA